Messenger RNA from Gossypium raimondii (Peruvian cotton), 360 nucleotides. Its product is annotated as membrane-anchored ubiquitin-fold protein 6. The record is from RefSeq and is a predicted model, not a curated record. Lineage: Eukaryota; Viridiplantae; Streptophyta; Magnoliopsida; Malvales; Malvaceae. Gene Ontology annotation, molecular function: protein binding. Bases 1 to 360 code for a protein of 119 amino acids. The transcript is spliced from 3 exons.
AUGGCUAAUGAUGAGGAGCUUAUUGAGCUUAAAUUUCGCAUUUAUGAUGGGACAGAUAUAGCACACAAUACUUACACAUCAUCUAUGACUGUUGCGAAUCUUAAGCAAAAGAUUGUUGCUGAGUGGCCUCGAGAGAAAACAGUCACACCAAAGUCAAUAAAUGAUCUGAAACUUAUACAUGCUGGUAAAGUUCUGGAAAACAACAAAACACUCGCUGAUUUCAGGAUAACAUUUGAUGAACUUCCUAUCGGUUUCAUUAUAAUGCAUGUGGUAGUGCAGCUAGCUACAACAAAAAAGAAAACAGAAAAGAGAAAGGAGGAUGUGCAAAAGCUGAAUUCGUGCGGGUGUGUUAUUCUUUAA